AUGCCGGACGAGGAAAUGUCAACUACAGAGAACAAGUGGGACGAGACCAUGGAAAUGGCGUUAUUCUAUGCCGCCAUCAAAUUUAAACCCGUCGGGAUGCACAAACACUUUCGGAUGAUCAACCUCCACAAACACUUCAACAAGCAUUCACCGACACCGUGCGCGAUAGCCGAGCUAUGGGAGAAAUUGGGCACAAUGUACGACCUACAAACAUUGGACGAGCGGGAGGAUUCUGGAAUGUUUGUGGACGAGGAUGAAGGCGAUGAAGAGGACGAGGACGAGGAGCAGGGUAUCAGCUUCAAGAACAGCGAAGAGUUCGUAUUACCCCUUCAUGAAUUCGACCACCUUGUGCCAGAAGUGGCACCAGACCCGUCCAGGAAAUCAUCACCAUCACCCAUGAGAACCACACGGGCCCACCGAGAGGGAUCGCAGACCGAUUCGAGUCGCGCGUCAUCACCGGAUGAAGACGAUUGUUCAUCCACCCGACGUGCGACGCGUGCAAAGGCUGAACCGGCUAGUACUCCGGCCCGUGGCCGCAAAAGUGGAAAGAAGUAA
Molecule: messenger RNA, 555 nt
Organism: Gamsiella multidivaricata
Lineage: Eukaryota; Fungi; Mortierellomycota; Mortierellomycetes; Mortierellales; Mortierellaceae
Product: chromatin modification-related protein EAF7-domain-containing protein
Exons: 5
Coding region: 1-555 (184 amino acids)
Biological process (GO): regulation of transcription by RNA polymerase II
Cellular component (GO): nucleus; NuA4 histone acetyltransferase complex
Source: RefSeq, a predicted model, not a curated record